AUCGAUAGCCAUGGCUCAAUCUCAAUACCACCUCUUCUCUCUUCCUCAAGAGAUUCUCGAUACCCUUGUCCCGCGCAACAUCGCCAAUCAAACUACUGCCCCACCUCCGCCUCGAACGGACUCUGCCACACCCGCCCCGCAACCUACAGCAGGCUCGCGCGCAUGUAAUAUCUGCCUAGGCGCGACGUUCGUCGACGUCGAUGAUCAGCGCGCACACUUUCGCUCCGACUGGCACCGCUACAAUGUGAAGAUACGCCUUGGCGGCGGCGAACCUGUCUCUGAAGCGCGUUUCGCGCAAUUAGUUGACGGCUUGGAGGACUCGAUCUCGGGCUCCGCGUCCUCAUCCGAAGGCGAGUCGGAAGACUCCGACGCCGUCUCCGCGCUCGUCCAAAAGACCCGCAAACUGGCGCGACCAUCAUCUCCAGACGACUCCCACAACCCCUCAAUACCACAAACACCGGUAGUAUGGUUUCACUCCCCGCCCUCCACACAGAUCGGAGUCUACAAAGCCACCUUCCCCGCCGCUACAUCUCCCGAGGACUACCUCUCUGAGCUGAAGGAGAUGCAGCAUGGUGGAGAAUACGGCCGGACGUGGGCUCUGUUCAUGACCGCUGGAGGACACUUUGCCGGGGCUAUCGUGCGUGUGAAGCGGCCAGACGGGGACGACGAGGACGGCGCACCCACAAAGAAGGGAAAGGCAAAACGCCCUAAGCCAGAGAUUGAGGUACUGAAACAUAAGACCUUCCACCGCUACACAACGCGUCGGAAGCAGGGUGGUUCUCAAUCACUCAACGACAAUACUAAGAGCAAGGCCGUCAGUGCCGGCGCAAUGCUCCGGCGGUAUGGGGAAGUAGCUCUACGAGACGACAUCCGCAAUCUGCUCACGGAGUGGGCGGAAGAAAUCCAUGACUGUGAACGCAUCUGGAUUCGGGCGAGCGUGUCAAACCGCCGCAUAUUUCUCGACUACGAGGGCGCCGUCAUCGAGAAAGGCGACGAACGGCUGCGCACCUUUCCCUUCCCUACACGGCGACCAACACAAGCCGAACUCACCCGCUGUCUCCAAGAGCUCACCCGCGUCAAGGUCUCGCACCUCACAGAAGACGCACUCCGCGCCCAAGACGAAGCCGCCAUCGCCGCCCUCCCCAAACCCAGAGCGCUCCCCACCCCCGCCUCGCUCGAAACCCCAAGACCCAAAGAAAAGCCCUCACAGCCACAGCUCUCCCCAGCCGAGGAAGCCCUGCGCGACAAAUGGACCCGCCUCCUCGACAUGGUCAAGCGCGGGCGACUCGACACGCUCAGAGGCUUCUGGGAGCGCGAAGGCGCCGCCCUCGGUGGCGUCGACGCACCCGUUCCCGAAUGGGCCGACGAGCGCGGCGGCACGCUCCUCCAAGUCGCCGUGCACGCGAACCAGGAGGACGUCGUGCGCUUCCUCCUCGAGGACCUUCGCGCAGACCCCACACUCGACGUCCCCGCCCCGCGCCUCACCUCCAGCGUCCCCGCCGAGGCCGAGGACAGCGGCGCAGAGUCCGACGCGGACGCCGGCGCCGAGACACAACGUCUCCCCCGCGCCCGCGGCGGCCGACGCACCGCAUACGACCUCGCGCGCACGAAGGAGGUGCGGAACGUCUUCCGACGUGCCGCGGCCGCGCACAGCGACUGGUGGGACUGGCUCGGGGCCGCGCGCGUCCCGAGUGUGCUGAGCGCGGAGAUGGAGGAGGGCCGCGAGGAGAAGAAGAAGGCGCGCCGGAAGGGGCUGAAGGACAAGGUGCGCGAGCGCGAGGCGCGCGAGAAGGAGGUCGUCGUGGAGGCUCCUCCGCCUCCGCCAGUUGAGGUGCCGCGGGUGGGGCGGAACGUGAAGGAGGCGAAUGCGAGUGGGCCGAGGAAGUUGGGCGGGAGUGCGUCUGCGGUGGAGAGCGUUGCUGGGCUCACUCCGGAGAUGAGGGCGAAGAUCGAGCGGGAGCGGAGAGCGCGCGCGGCGGAGGCACGCAUGAAGGCUCUCCAAGGUGGACGUUCAUAAGGCCUUCUAAACUGCAUUCUAGCCUGGCCUGAUGUUGUAUUGUAUCCAUCCGCGAGAUGCAGGCUGCACAUACACUAUAUACUAGUGGACUGCUCUGGUGACUGCCAUGUUCAGGAGAUACUGGCGUGACUGUACAACAAGUGUCUGGUAUCCCAUUCCGAGCCUGGGGUUUGUUACAAGUACUCGUCGCAGUUCAAGAUGAACUUCGUAUAAAAUCGCACCGACUCCAGCCAGCCCUCUGCACGGAUAGCUUCGUUCACCGUGUGGAAGCCAUUAUACCUAUCUCCCUCGCGUACGUGGGAAUACCGCACAAUGCUUCGCGUCAAGUUCCAAUACCGCGACGUGUCCGUGUUUCCUUUCUCAAUCUGUGGUACGACUACCACCGCCCUACCGCCGUUCCUCUCGGAGUCCCCAAUCGCGCCUCUGAUAGUCCCAGCAAGAAUUUGAUACGGGUCUUCCGGACCUGUAGGUGUAACCGGCGAUGGUUCCAGCUUGUUCCCGAAGGCGACAGAUACCUCGAGAUGUCCCGUGUCCGUCCCUUCUGCGAGUACGGGAUGGCCAAACGCGCCCAUGGUAAGAUUGAAGCGCAUCGCGAGCGGCCGCAGAAGCUUGGUGAUACGCGUCUGCACCUCCAGUACCGAGCUACGCUCGACAAUGCGGUGGUUCACAAUCGCCGCGGCGCGCUCGGGCAGCGCAUUGACUUUGACGCCUCCCUCGAUGAUGUCGACAGCCUGCGUCGUGCGCAGCAGCGCAUCGUACUCCGGGAACGUAUCCAGCAGUGCAUCCUUGAGCUCUGCAAGCGCCGCGUCGCUGUGCACGGCCGCGCGUGCGAGCUCACGCAGUCCAGCGGGGUAUUCUGGAGCGUACGCGGCCGCACACUGCGUCGAGUUGUAUGCACUGCUCUGCCGUGUGAGAACAGGUUCGUACGGGUGUUCUUCAAGCUCGACGAUCAUGGCGGCAAGCAUUCCUAUGGCCGUAUGUCUCGGAGGGACACUAGAAUGUCCGCCUGGGGUGGUAACCUUGAUCUGGACAUCGAGAUACCCCUUCUCAGACAGCGCUGGGAAGGCGAAAAGAAUAUCGCCGCCGUACGCGGCCCCAUAUGCCUCGCCCCCUUCGUCUAACAGGAGCGCGAAGCCAUUCGUCCCGUAUUUCUUCUCAAGAUAGGGCGCGAGGUGACCCGCUCCCUGUGUGCCAGAAGACUCUUCGUCGAAGCCGAACGCCCAUACAAACGUCCUCUGUGGCUCGAAGCCUUUCUCCAGGAGGGCAUCGAUAGCUUGCAGGGAGGCGACCAGGUCUGACUUGUCGUCGCAGGAGCCACGGCCCCAGAUCCAUGUCCCGUCGUAGAUACCCGAAUACGGCGGGUUUGACCAGUCGUCGAACGAUGCCGGAUCGACGGGAACGACGUCUUGGUGUGCGGUCAUCAGCACAGGUAGAGCGGUCUCAUUCGAGCCCUGCCAGUGCAGAACAAUGCCGUACGUGUUGACUUUUAUCACGUUGAGCGUCGUGAAGACUCGAGGGAAGGUCUCUUCGAGGUAUCGAUGUAGCUCCCUGAAGAUGUCCCACCGGCUGUCUUCCCCUACUGGGCGCAUGUCGUCGUACGAUUCGGUCGGGAUCUGAAUUGCACCGCCGAACGCCUUGUAGGCGUCCAACUUGUACGUGUCCUCCGCGAAGAGUCUGGAGAGCUCAUCGUCUAAGGCGCGAAGCCUGGUGGGAGAAAGAGGUUUUGCCUGAGGACAGACGCUUGAUGCAUACUCAUCUAGUUCUGGCGGUGAUAUGCCGGGCGUAACCGGCCGCUGGACCAGAGUAUGCCCAUAGUGGUACCGAGUGGUACCGAAGAAACCGGUGAAGCGUAAGUACAUGAACGUCGCUAGCAGUACUAGUACGACGCCCAUGCGAGCCUUCCCGCUACUGCGAGCAAUGAUUCCUGCGCGUUUCCUAUGGAAGGCACCAGCUGGAAAUGCCUCAGAAGCGCAGAAUUUGACUUGCGCCGCUGGAGAAUCCGACGUCAACCUGGGAGGAGUUG
Messenger RNA from Trametes versicolor FP-101664 SS1, 4040 nucleotides. RefSeq lists its product as uncharacterized. The transcript has 18 exons. NCBI's taxonomy places the organism in Eukaryota, Fungi, Basidiomycota, Agaricomycetes, Polyporales, Polyporaceae. The coding region runs from base 11 to 2017 and encodes 668 amino acids. The record is from RefSeq and is a predicted model, not a curated record.